This is a messenger RNA of Daldinia caldariorum, 2652 nucleotides long. RefSeq lists its product as uncharacterized. The coding region runs from base 137 to 2095 and encodes 652 amino acids. The record is from RefSeq and is a predicted model, not a curated record. The transcript has a single exon. NCBI's taxonomy places the organism in Eukaryota, Fungi, Ascomycota, Sordariomycetes, Xylariales, Hypoxylaceae.
ACCAGUCGAGGCUUAGGCGGUCUUGGAUUGGCUCAAACUACGAUGGGAUGGUAAAACUAGCUUCUGGGAACAUGAAGCGCCCAACAGGGGUUUCCCGAACGCGCAGCCUCCUCGCUGGCCUGUGUUCCGAAAGUAUAUGGAAGAGGGCUGGAAAGCGAGAGCUAAGGUGGACUGGUGUUCAUAUACUGAUUUCGAGCCACCAGUGAGCUGUUUACUGCCGUUUACUCUUCACCAAACCCCUCUAAUAGAUUGGUCGAAAUGGACUAGUCUUCUCGGAACUACAACGCCAUUUGAUGUGUCAUUAGGGGCCUGGCUAGAAAUAUAUAAGGGGGCGAGUGGACGAAACAACCAGCCCUUGGCCUUGGCAACUUCGUCUCGUCAGCUUGAGCAGUCUGGCCGGCCUGUCCAUUUGGCUCCAUCGAUAAGCGACCCCCGCGCCUCCAAGAGACAGAGAACAAACUUGGAUGACUUAUUUGAAGAUCGCGAACUCCCGAUGGAAUCUUCCGCAGAAGGGUCAGGUCAAAAUCAGGCUCAGAGUAAUAAUCGUCUUCAGACGCGAUAUGGAGUUUUCGAACUCCGCGAACCAGGGUUGUGGGUUCUACGCGAUAAAGGGCUUGAUUUCAAGCUCAAGUUGUGCCUGAGUGCUAUUUAUGAAGAGGGGGAUGAUGAUGGUCGUGAACGUCCAGAGGCCUCGGAAGGCUUUAAUGCUGAGGGUUCUAAUGCCAACCAACAACCCAUUACUAGUGCAGGUCCUGCUAGCAGCAGCAGCAAUGGUACGCAGGUUGGGUCCCAUGCGUCAGGGAGUGGCCAACCUGGCCGACGGGUGCGAACUAGGCGACGACUGGUUACUAGGCAGAGCUUUUUGGGAGGUUCCAGGACUGAGUCAAACAGUGCAUCCGGAAUUAAUGCGGACCCUACAGGCAGCCAAAGUUCAGUUCAAUCUACCAGCGCAGAAAAAUUUCACCUUACACUGCAACUACAACUUCAAGAGCAACCUAAUUUCUCUGUUUCGCAUCCGCCUGGUCUUGGUACAACAUUUCAAAGAGUUUAUGAUACCCUCAAAAAUCCUCAGAUUCACACCAUGGCCGAAAUAGAAAUGGCGAAUGAAAUGCAGCAAUUGUACCCGCAUCUGUUUUGCGACGGCCGAACCAAGCUACUGCAAAAUGGCCCGAACAGAUACUCUCGGGUUGUCCAUUUCGAUGGACAACAUGUCGGCGUAGCCAACUUCUUCCAGGAAGAAUUGCCGCAGAUCCGCGGCUUCAACGUGGACAUGAUCAUCCACUACAUCAUGAGCGGCAUCCACGAUCGCACCUCGCUGGUGCCUUACUUCUGGUUCCGACGAAUUCGCGUCCGCUUCGACAGCGUCUACGUCGGCGAUAUCGAGAUCGACCACCUGCCGAACCCUCUCCCUGCCUACGACAAUUACGAGAGUCCGCCUUCGCGGAUCUUCCAGGUCCACGACCCGCUGCGAAGCUCGCGAGACCCUCCCGUGGAUAUCCCGGAUGCCCCCCCGGUUAGGGCUGGGGCCAACGCACCGGGUAUCAACAACAGCGUUGCGGCGCUUGUGGUCGCACCUCCCGCCAAUGCUGCCGCCGGAAACGCCGCCGCCGACGCUCCUGCGGCUCCUGUGGCUCCUAUGGCUCCCAUGGCUCCUGUGGCUUCUGUGGCUCCUGUGGCUCCUGUGGCUCCUGUGGCUCCUGUGGCUCCUGCCGACGUGCCUCUUGGCAACGCGCCGGUUGCAAACGCACCGGCUGCCAAUGCACCUGGCGCCAACGCGUCCAUGACCGCUCUCCCGGGCCAUCUCUUCCAGCAAGAUGGCCGUACAAAGAUCAUAUCCUACAGACCCGUUCGUAAAAUCAUGUUCGGUCUUAUCACCUACGAUGAGAAGACCGUCGGUGAGAUCACGGCGUCUGAGGAGAUGUCAGCGAGCCUAAAGCGAAGGCACGUGCGGAAGGCGGAGCGAUUCGCCAUGUUGUUCAAGGACGACGGCCGCACCGAGGUCCGCUUCAACGCGGCCACAGGCAAGCUCGAGGUCUACUACGACCGCAACCUCUUUGGCGUCAUCAAGGUCGACCAUCCGGCCCUAGGCCUAUAGGGUAAAGGAAGAGAAGGAGAUAGGAGACGAUAGGGUCUCGAGGGUGAUAGGGACGAGGAGAAGGAGAGAGGGAGAGAGGGAGAGAUGGAGAAGAGUCCUCGGACAUACCGAGGAUUCGUUGCCACUUAGGGCAAGGAAGGGGAUAUACCCAACAUUUGCAGCUUUCUUGCUUUGCAUUUGCAUUACGACCACGGUCGAUUCGCAAGCCUACAAGGCUAUGAUUUCGCCGCUAUGAUUUUACGAUUCGUGUUUUACGAGGAGGACGAGAAGGAUGAGAAGGAGUAAAAAGAUUGUUGCAACGUUCGUUCAUUUCUCUAAUAGUCCGUUUCUACUGGGCACUUAAUGAAUCCAUAUGCUAUAUAUUUAGUCAAAUGGACCUCGUGUCGUUUUUUUCUUUCUUAUUAUCAAGGUACCCGUUCGUAGGGUUAGUUAUGAAAUUCCAUACGAUGAAUUCUGAUCGCAAACUUUUAUUGAGUGCCAAUGAUGAUGAUAAUAAUAAUAAUACAUAAGGUGCCUCAACUUCGACGGUGAUGAGAUGUAGUUGGUUUUGGUGUUGU